AUGACUAAUUCAAGUCAAGUAAAUGCUGGAACAGUAAGUGCUGCAACAACAUCGGUUGCACACAAUCGUUCAAAUGCUGCCCUAGCACCGGCUGAGAAACCUGCAAAGUUUUCUGGAGUCGACUUCAAGAGAUGGCAGCAAAAGAUGUUCUUCUAUCUGACUACAUUGAGUCUGCAGAGGUUCAUUAAUGAGAACGUUCCUGUUAUGUCGGAUGAAACUCCGCCUGAAGAACGAUUCUUGGUAACAGAAGCAUGGACACAUUCUGAUUUUUUGUGUAAAAAUUAUAUUCUGAGUGGCCUGCAGGAUGAUCUGUACAAUGUGUACAGUAAUGUGAAAACCUCAAAAGAACUCUGGGAUGCUUUAGAAAAGAAGUACAAAACAGAGGAUGCCGGAAUGAAGAAGUUUAUUGUGGCAAAGUUUCUGGACUAUAAGAUGAUAGACAGAUUGGUUGUGAAUGAUGCUUUUCAAGUGGCUGCCAUUAUAGAGAAGUUACCUCCAUUGUGGAAGGACUUCAAAAACUACUUGAAACAUAAACGCAAGGAGAUGACUGUUGAAGAUCUCAUGGUAAGGCUGAGAAUCGAAGAGGAUAACAAGGCCGCAGAAAAGAGGUCGCGUGCUGCUUCAACUGUGGCAAACGUGGUCAUAAGGCUAAUUGAAUAUAGGGGUCCCAAGAAGGACAAGAAGAAGGAUCAAGCAAAUUUGGCUGAAUCCAAAGGAGAGAUGGACGAUCUUUGUGCAAUGCUUUCAGAAUGCAACUUGGUUUGGAAAAUCCAAGAGAAUGGUGGAUAG
Molecule: messenger RNA, 789 nt
Organism: Solanum tuberosum (potato)
Lineage: Eukaryota; Viridiplantae; Streptophyta; Magnoliopsida; Solanales; Solanaceae
Exons: 3
Coding region: 1-789 (262 amino acids)
Source: RefSeq, a predicted model, not a curated record